Puccinia triticina is the source of this 2607-nucleotide messenger RNA. RefSeq lists its product as uncharacterized. The record is from RefSeq and is a predicted model, not a curated record. Bases 1 to 2607 code for a protein of 868 amino acids. The transcript is spliced from 4 exons. NCBI's taxonomy places the organism in Eukaryota, Fungi, Basidiomycota, Pucciniomycetes, Pucciniales, Pucciniaceae.
AUGUCAUUUUCAUUGGUGUCGAGGCGCUGCUUCCUUCACUAUCUCAUCUUGUGUUGCUUUGGAAGAAUCUGGGCACGCUUCCGUUUUGACUUGAACUAUCCGCUGGUCGCCCAGGAAAACUCGGUUGAAGAACAAGUAGCAUCUCAUGAGGUCUUAGCCGGGCCGUCGUCAACUUGUCUGGCACCAAGCGUCACACGGCAUUCCAAUACAGGUUCGCGACGACGCAAGUUCCGUGACGAGGAGCCUUCAAACAUGAGUGCUUCUUCUUCGGCCCCAAGGGAUAACAUCGAGGCUUUGGCCAAAACAAAAGACAAGAAAGCACGUCUGGAUUUCAUUCCACAUAAAAUUUCUGACCUCGAUUAUUUUCAUUACAUGUCAGGUGCUAAAGCUUCAGUUGCGGUUGUCAGAGAAUGCCAGUUGAUUUUUGAAGAGAGGCUUAAUUCCAAAGAAUUCGAUUCCACUACGGCUCCUCCCGAGAAGGCGGACAUCCACCCAACUCUAAGAUUUGCCAUGAUGAAAUCUAGGUAUGGGAGGCCCGGUCGAGUGUUGAAAGUUCUGCCCAAAAAAAGUGCUCGCGUGCAAUCGCAUGCGACGUGGCGGAUACUUUUCAAGAAGUUGAUCACAUACAUCUACGAAUUACAUCAGGUAGUUUUAAUCAAAACGGGUAUGUCAGCACCCGCCCAAAGAUUUCAACACCAAAGCAUAUUCAAAUGGCUGCUGAAGGAGAUCUUCGACCCUGGUUAUAAAAUUCUUCCGGUCAUGGGUAUCAUACAAGAGCCAUACCCGGAUUGGAAAGGAGAUCGGCCCCUUGAGAGCUUUGGAAGAACGCAGAUUGAACUGAUAGAUUAUUUCUCUGGAGAAGGAGAACAUGAAGUGGCAGCAAAGAAGGCUGUCUAUCUGGUAGCAACUUACCAAGAGAAAAACUCAGCUGAAAAUUUGAUGUCAAUUCCUUCCUCAAAAAUUGUCCAUGAAGACCUGAUGGAAAAAACCAAAAGGAAAAUCUUGGCACCACGACCCUUCGACUUGAACCUUCCGCCAGUUGCGGAGGAAAGCUUUGUUGAACAAAAGGACGUUGUAGCUCAUGAGGCCUUGUGCGGGUCGCCGUCAAACUCUAUCACCACAAGCAUUACUCCACAGCCCUUGAAACACUCGAGAAAACGCACCCGUGAUGAGGAAUCGACGAGCCUGAAUACCUCAAACUCAGUGGCCAACAUCGAGAGGCUACCUGCGGAUGAGCCGAAAGGCAAGCAGGCACGUUUGAAUCUCAUUCAGCCUGAAAUAUCACACCUGAAUGGUUUUAAUUACUUUAAAAAUACCAAAGCUCCGGUUGCGGCUGUCAGAGAAUGCCAGAGGAGUUUUGAAGGGAAGAUCAGUUCACCAGGAUUUGAUUGCUCUACGACAAACGAGACAGCGGAAUUCCAUCCGAGUCUACGGUUUUCCAUGAAUCAUCCUAAACACGCGGCGAUGACAAGCCGAUUGCUGAGGGUUCUUUCCCAAGGAAAAGAGAAUCGUGUGCAGUCAGUGAGUGCGUUGAAGGUACUUUUCAAGAAGUUGCUCACAUACGUCUACGAGUUGCAUCAGACCGUUCUGAACAAAUCGGGGAUGACAGCACCCGCCCAGAGAUUGCAGCACCAGAGACUAUUCAAAUGGCUGCUGAAGGAGAUCUUUGAACCCGAUCAUAACAUCCUUCCAGUGAUGGGGAGAAUUCAGCAACCUUACCCGGAUUGGAAAGGAGAUCAGACUUUUGAGCGACUCGGAGCAACACAGAUAGGCCUCAUAGAUUAUUUCUCCGGCAAAGGGGAGCAUGAAGAGGCAGCGGAAGAGGCCGCCAACCUAGUAAAAAUUUACCAAGAGCAGCAUCAAGAGGAAUACUUAUCCCCAAGUGCUACCUCACACGCCAUCCAUCAAGAUCUGAAGAAAAGCACUCAGGAAGUAAAUUUUGGGAAAUGCUUGGACUCCCUACAAAAUAUGAUUGAACAAAUUCCAGCAAACAAACUACACCAGUAUCUUUUGCUUUAUAACAAUCGCAGCCACAAGCUGAUCACGGACUACUGCUCAUUUUUCAAGAGCCAAACAGAAAAACACAACUUGUUGUCCAACAUUGGGAGGAGUACGCAUCCCUCAUUGCCAUUGGCUGGUUACUUUUUAAGAGAAACACCAAAUUACGCCUAUGUUCAAGUACUUCAGAAGAGUUCAUCAAAGCCAGCAACAAAAUUCAUCAAGAGAGUAUUCAAGAGGCUUCUCAAAUCAAGUAAUAAACUCCAACUAACUGUUCUGGAAUCAAUGAAAACUGGGAAACCAGACGCUCAUACCAUGCUAGGACACUUUUGCCAGUGGCUCAGUCACAAGAUGAUGCAACCAAAAUCUAGCACCUUUCUGCCUAUCAUGGGUUUUGCCAAAGUCCAGGGGAUUGUUGCGCCUUGGGAGGAAUUUGGAAAUGAAGGGCGGACGUUGUUUGACCCGUUUCAGCUGGAAUUGAUUGAUUUUUUUUCUGGGGGACAGGGCCUGGAAUCAAUUGUAUCUCAUGCUUUGUCCAGCUUCUACCAAGAAUGUUACCCCGAUAUUUUCCUUCAUUUGGUCCACAUCUCCACUGGUAAAGAAGCUUGA